Astrephomene gubernaculifera is the source of this 2609-nucleotide messenger RNA. NCBI's taxonomy places the organism in Eukaryota, Viridiplantae, Chlorophyta, Chlorophyceae, Chlamydomonadales, Astrephomenaceae. The record is from the annotation of a GenBank genome assembly.
ACGGCGGAAGUUUAGUGCUACAACUAUAGAUUGGUUCUGCAUUUGCGCCUGGCUUUGCCACCCGCACCUUCUUACGAAAUGGAUAAGAGCCUACUUGUGCCAGCUAUUGUGGGCUUCACCUUCUCCAACCAUGGGGAGAGUACACUUACCGCCGAAGUCUCUACAGCUAAGCUGCGAACACAGCGGUCCAUGCUGUCAGAGCUACUUGCCCACUCAACCGAGGGGGAGGACCCAAGCGGUUCUGACAGCGAGGAAAGCGACGAAGGCGAGGAUGCGACGUUUGAGGCCGGCGGGGAUGAGGGCGCUUCUGUCAUCAGGCAGAGCGCUUGUAUGUUUCAACGCUCUGAGCCAAUCACAAUUCCUUGCGGAGCGUCCUUGGCGAACGAGCGCGUGAAGGACGCUUACCGACGCCUGCUUUACCAGCGCCAGGUGCAACAGUUGUACUAUCAACAACAACAACAGCUGCAGUACCAAGCACAGCAGCAGGCACUUAUGCUCCAGCAACGCAGGCUUGCGCAGACGCAGCAACAGCAGGGACCUCAGGCCGUUUGCCAGCCUCCGCCGCAAGGCGCAAUGACAAGUCGUGCGCGAGGUGCAACUGGCGUCGUCCCUGUCUACUGAACUAAUCGGACCGCUUUACCUUUCUCAAGUCAUGAUUUGUCUAUCCCGGUAUGUUACUCAUGCCGUGCGACACAUACGGCAGCCGUUUGCCUAUGAUGUUGAUGUAUCAUCGCGAGCAUUCCGCGAGCGCCUGCGUGCUUUCGCAGUGACCAUACCUGCGCAUGAGCUUGGCGCGAACGAUUGGUUCGGGCUGGUGUGUGCAGGCCCCUUAGUGACGUUACUAUCUAUGAACCGCUCUCCUUGCCCGCCGCAUUGCUGAAUCUUCUUGUUGCGGAGUUGCGCCUCCAGACCAAAACUUAAGCAAGCAUUCAAUGUGAUAUCAGUGUGCAAUUGCGUUCCCUCAGUUGUUGCGAGGCGUUGCUGCCUUGUUGUUUGAGGAGUGCGUGGCAUGCAGAACCGACCUGUUCCUUUUGCAAAUGUAUAUCCUACGAACUGAGCGCGCCCUCAACGGUCGUCGCAGUGUGCCAUGGGCCACCUUAAUUGUGUAUGUGGUAGUGCUUUCCAUGCGUAUGCUGUAUGGGCCGACGUGAUGUGUCAGCGAGAAUUGGGGAGAAAACGUAGGAUCCAAGCAUGGGGGUAGUAUGAAGAGGCAGGGCGUUAGGCACAUACCUGUUGCCGCAAAGCAGCGUUGGCGGUUGUGUUGGGCACCGCGCUGAUUCAGGCUGUUCUGGACAGUGCGAUUGCUUGGCAUUACCUUAGCAGUUGACGUAUGUCAAUGGGAGUUAGUCCCGGACAACCGAGCUGGAGUUUAUGUGCCGCACUAGCCUUGUUGGUUUUCCACAGCUGAGAGAUGCCGGGAGCAUACCGGUACAGGGUCCAAGUUAUCUGAAAGGUAGAGGUCGAGUAGGGCUGCCCUAUGUUGUUGAUUGCGGCAAUUACGAUAGCUUACUGAUUACUGGAGGUGCCUUAGAUCUUUUGAGGUUACUGGCGGCGCCCUUUGUGCACUGGUCCUGUUAAGAUCAUUUGACUGUUUAGGGUCUGACUUUAGGUUACACUGUGAGAUGGUUAGGAAGCUGCCGGUACUUGACUCAUUAGCCAGUGCACGUAACGCAACGUGCAUUCCGGAGAGAGAUGUUACUUUUGUGUUUUACUUGGUACUCUUUAGGUUUAGCCUUCAUUGUGCUGUCAUGGUUGUCAAGGCUUGAAACGAGAAGGGCGCACGUGGGGGAGCAGGUUUAGUUGAAAUUUGCAAUGAGGUUUGUGUAGGUGCUGGUUCAGUGGUACGAAAAGGGCACCACUCUACUUACAUGGAUUGUCAGUAGAGGUAUGACGUCUCGCAGGUCACGUUCCUAGGAGUAGCCGGCAGGUAGUCACUGCUAGGUCGACAUGGUAAUGGGAACUGCUGUGGGCCGCAUGGAGCGCAACGCGUUCGGAUGGUUUCUUGCGUCGAUGAUUGUUGUGGGGGCUGUCAUGGAAGGCUCAUUACAAGUACCCGUGCGUGAAUGGCAGUUGUGGGAGGGAGGUAUAAGGAAGGCAUAUUAAGAGUAUCCGUGCGUAAAUGGUAGUUGUGGGAGGGAGAUGUUAUGGGAGUCUUGGAAAAAGUAUCCGUGCUUGGAUGGCAUCUGUGGGAGGGACAUGUUAUAGGAAAGCCUGGUGAAAACACCUGAAGACCUUACAAAGUACUCUUGACAGCAUGGCAUAAAAUGGUACAUGACUGCAAGGUAUGAUGGAGACUUCGGUUGUGACGACGUGGUUCUGACGUGAGGGCACUUGUACACGUUCGCUGCAUGGUGAUUGCGUGCAUGGUUUUAAAUGGUCGUGAUUUAGACAUAGCCUUGGAUGUUCCUAUGCCAAUUCAUACAAUGUAAGAUAGAUACCGAUAAUCACAUUGCAACGGACUACCACGGGCUUUGGUCGGGCCUGGGGCAUCCCGCUCACAACAGUCACGGUGAUAUUCAGAAUCAGUGCAUCCUCUCUCCUUACACCCGUUCUUUGUUCCCCUCGCUUACAUAAAACAAUUUGUUUGUGCCAGUCCUAUUUGCCAUCAU